Bombina bombina (fire-bellied toad) is the source of this 7970-nucleotide messenger RNA. Its product is annotated as extracellular matrix-binding protein ebh. The record is from RefSeq and is a predicted model, not a curated record. The transcript has 15 exons. Lineage: Eukaryota; Metazoa; Chordata; Amphibia; Anura; Bombinatoridae. Gene Ontology annotation, molecular function: protein binding; guanyl-nucleotide exchange factor activity. Gene Ontology annotation, biological process: activation of GTPase activity; intracellular signal transduction. Gene Ontology annotation, cellular component: nucleus; cytoplasm. The coding region runs from base 221 to 6724 and encodes 2167 amino acids.
GUAAGGGACACAGGUGUUGUCCUUGAGAGCUGUACACCUACUUACCUGUGCCUGGGGUUGCCAAUUACCACAACCUGGAAAACUAUGAUUGAACAAAAGUAGAAGAUGGAACACGCUGUCUCCUCCCCCAAAACCUCAAACCUACCUAAAUUUGUAUCCUCCUGGUUGUCUAUAAAACAGACAGAAGCACCCAUAGAACAACAAUCAAGAUGGAGUGAUUAUGGAAGAUGAAAUAAAGAAAAGGCCUCAGGAAAGUAAAGGUGAUAAACGCCGGCACAAGCAGAGGAGAAAAAAGAGACAUCAGAAUGUGACAGCUCAAGGGGCAGAUGAGCAAGAGGAUAAGAAUGAGACAUUCAUGGAAUCCAGAGGCAGCCAGCAAGAUAACAUAGAGCAUAGCACACUGAGCAAUAAGGACUUGCUGACUGGGAGAACUGGAAAUACUGAGGCUCCCUGCAAUGAAGCGAUAAGUAGCCUCUGCUCACAUAUCACUUACCUACCCAGUCAUGUGACAGAGAGAUCACAUGACGGCAAACAAGAGGCUGCCGGCGAAGAGAGGCAGACAGACAGAGUGAAGAGACAUACUGACAGAAGGAAUGACUGGCAGGAGAUUGAGACAGGCAUGGAACAGAGACAGACACAUACUGAAGACCUAGAGACUAACAUGGCAGAAGCACAAACAGCAAAUAAAUAUAUUGAGACAUACAGGGCAGACAGCCCCUCUGACAUUACAGAAAGAGACAUAAUCACUAAAGAAGAAGAGAUUACUGAUGCAAGAAAUACAAAUAGUGAGGAGGAAAAGACAGUAAGUGAACAAGAGCCAGAUAAUGAGAAGCUACAGAAAUCCAGAGAGACAGUUAGUGAAGAGAAUGGAGAGGUCAGUGAUGCGAGUGAGGACUGGGAGACAGCCAGUGAGGAGGGUACAGCAUCGUAUGAAGCAAGAGAGUUGCUGGCUAGAAAGACAGACGGACAGUGCUGGGAUCUAGAGACAGUCAGUUCAAUUUGUGAUGUGAACAAGAAAGAGACAGAUGAAAGAGAUAUAAAAGCAUAUCCUGAACUGAGACUGACAUCCACUGUUAGCUUCAAUGAAGAGACUGCCAGUGUGAAGGAAGAGUCUAACCAGGAGACUGCCAGCUCAAACACAGAGAAUGACCGUAAUGAAACAGUUAGCACAGAUAUAGAGCCUGAAGUUAAAGAGACAGUCAGUACAGAUGCAGAGAAUAACUAUAAAGAGACAGUCAGCUCAGAUACAGAGAAUGAUACUAAAGCGACUGUCAGCUCAGACACAAAGAAUAAUACUAAAGAGACUGUCAGCUCAGACACAACAAAUAAUACUAAAGAGACUGUCAGCUCAGACACAGAGAAUGAAACUAAAGAGACAGUCAGUUCUGAGUCUGACACUAAAGAGACAGUCAGUUCAGAGUUUGACACUAAAGAGACUGCUGAUGCAGCUGCACAGAGUGACACUAAGGAAUGUGACAGCAUAAUUUAUGAGUCUGACAUUAAAGAGACAGUCAGUUCAGAGUCUGACACUAAAGAGACAGUCAGUUUACAGGAAGAGUUUGACACUAAAGAGACAGUCAGUUCAGAGUUUGAUACUAAAGAGACAGUCAGUUCAGAGUUCAACACUAAAGAGACUGCUGAAACAGACAGCAUAGUUACUGAGUCUGACAUUAAAAGCGCUGGAAGUACAGAUACAGAGAGAGACACUAAAGAGACAGUCAAUGGAGACACUGAGAGUGACCCUAAAGAGAAUAUCAGCACAGAUACUGGGUCUAACGUUAUAGAGUCUGCCAGGGUAGACACAGAGAGUGAGACUAAAAUUAGCACUGGUACUGGGUUUGAUGCUAAAGACACUGUCAGUUUAGAAGCAGAGUCUGACAUUAAAGAGACUAUCACCACAGACACAGAGAAUGUUAUUAAAGAGACUGUCAGUUCUUACACAGCAUCUGGCAAAAAAGAGACUGUCGCUGCCAGAAUGGAGUGUAACAUUUACAAGACAGCCAGUGCAGAAGCAGAGACUGAAAAUAAAGAGACAGUAAGCGCUUGCACUAAAGAGACUGUCAGUGUAGGUGCAGACAGUGCUAUUAAAGAGAUUGUAAAUGCAAGCAUAAAGAGUAACUGUAAUGAGACUGCCAAUACAGACACAGAGAUUUGCACAAAAGAGACUGCCAGAGUUUACACAGAGUCAGAAAAUAAGGAGAUCUUCAAUGCUGAAACUCAGCAUGAAAUUAUAGAGACAGUUAGUGAGGUGAAGGAUUUUGAUAAGUCAGAACUCAACAGUAAAGAUACAUAUGUUACUAAAGAUGAUAUUAGAGGAGAUUCUGACUCUGACUACAAAGAGACAGUAAGCCUUAAGAGACAUUCUAAAAGUAAGGAAGAGAGAGAGACUGAUGAUGAUGACAAAGAACAUGGAGAGACAGAGCUGUGCAAGGUAAAUAUAGUUACUUGUUAUACAGAGAUAACCAGUGGAACACCCAAGGCGGACUCUGCAGAAGAUGAAGGAACAGACAAUGACGCUUUGAAAGUGAUCACCAAAAAUGUGACUACAACCUCUGAGGAUAUUGUGACAGCCUUGAACAGGAAUGAUAGAAACAAUAGAGAGACAGAGAGACAGGAGAUGGAGACAGCCAGUGAAGGAAAUGGCAUAACUGGAGAAGGGAGGGUGACUGUGAGUGACAAGAGAGAUAAUGAACUCACUAUUAAUAAUACCAUAGGUGAGAUGGGAACAACAGCAAAUUACUUGAAAGAGGUGGGCACUAUAGCUAUAUGUGAAAAAGGAGAGCCACAGGGUAAGCAGGUGAUUGAGGACAUUGAUGCACAUACAAUAUUCAAAGAGAAUCUAGACACACAAAGUCCAAACACUGAGGACUUGCAUGAUAUGGAAGAAGCUCUUACUAAAGACAAAGAAGAUAUGUGUGAUACAAAAGUGACCAGUAUCACAUGGAAUAUCAGUGAUGGUAUAGUGUCUCCAUUCACUGAAAACAUAGAACAGUAUGAAAGCUUAUCAGAUCAGAGGGUGAUAGAAACUGAUGGAAAAGGUCAAGCAAGUGAGAUUAAAGACUCCACCUUAGAGGACUUGGUCAAUAAACUAGAGGCAGAAGUAGUAAGCAAGACAGAGAUGGAAAGUGAGAUAUUUCCUCUGGAGUUAGAGACAAUUAGAGUCAGUCAAGAGACCAAUGAUAAUACUGAUAAUACAGAAGAUGAACAGGUCUAUAAAGGCUAUACAGUGCAAUCCAGUGAGGAGGUAGAGGGAACGUAUUUGAUAAAUGCAAUUAAUAUGGAAAGAGCUGGCAUUACAUCUGAUGUUAUAAAAGAGACAGCGAGCCAAGCAACUUGGAUUGAGACAAAUCAAUCAAAUGAUGGUGCAAUCUGGGAAGAAACAGAAUCUGUGAGUGAAGUUGUGGACCAUAUUUUAAUCAGUAAACAAAUAGAUGACGGUGGUAAAGAGGAGAAUCUAAAUAAAACCACUGAAGUAAUAACUUAUAUUGAACAAGCACACUGCAAUGAUUCUACAGUAGAUGCAGAGACUGGUAAUUUUAGAGGCUCUGACACCUCUGUUCAGUGUGCGAUUUCAUUGGAUGUGCAUCCUGAUUGGCAGUCAAAAAAUCUUGGACAGUAUGUAGAUGUUCAUAAUUUCCAAGACAGUGAUGUAUCCCCUGCCGAACAAAGUUAUGAGGGCUACCCAACAAAUGCCCAUGUCAUAUUGUAUAGAACAGAACCAGGAGAAGAAGUUUUUCCGACAGGAAUAGAGUGUGAACAAAUAGAUGGAAUUAGAACUGUUCAAGAUACAACAGCUGCAAAACUUAACAAGGAAGUUCCUGUAUGUCCAAAAGAUAUAUCGUCAGAUGAUUACAUAAUUGAUUUGCCUGAAAAAAGAGAUGAACAUUUCUUAAAAGAGUCCUUUAAGAUUUUACAAGAAACUGUAGUAAACACUUCAGAUGAGGAAGAUGAUUAUUUACAAGAAAAAGCACUAGGCCUAGAAGAAAACAUCUUAAAAAAUGCAGUGGAAAUUGUGCAAGAAAACUUAAUUAAGUCUCAUGAAACAGACAUUUUGUUGCAUGAGCACUUAGUCAAAAUGGAUAACGAUCAAACAAACACUGUUUCUAAACUGAGAGAUGACUCAAGUAACAAGGAGUCAUGGGGGACAAAUAAUAUGACCAUGCUAAGGAGACAGAGGAGUUACACAGACCCUAGCCCUGAACAAGGAUCUAAGAAGGACACCUUACCUCUAGAGUCUGAUGUUCAGGGAUCUAUCCAGGAUUUGAAAAGAAGAAGUCUCACUCCGCCAUUGGUUAGCAGUCAACAUUUACUGCAUCCCUCAAUACAAGUGGACAAAACAUUUAAUUCUACAGAACCCUCUGCUUUUCAGGAUUACGAAAGUUUAAUUGCCAGAGGUGUUGAGAGUGAAGCACAAAAGCCAACGUAUUUUUACCCUACUCAGAUUUUCAACCCCUUAUUUUUUAUCAAUGAAAGCACUGAGGCCCUUGGAUUUUAUAAUGAGGAGGAACUUAUUCAGGACAAUAAAGAAGAGCACAGUUUAAAGAUGGCACUUAAAGAAAGACAAGACCUCCUGACACCAAGGCACAAUCACAAUAUCAGAGAAGAAAUUCAGUCUUCUCAGCCUCCUGUUGUGGAAUCAAAUACAGAUGAGACAGUAAAUAGAAGAGAAACUAUAUCAUUUUCUCCUAUGUGGAUUCCACCUCGCAGGAAACUUUAUGCAAGUGAUUUUAUUGGGCCUUCUAAAGCAAAUGAAUCUCAAAGCACUGAGGUAACAGAGAACUCUCUAGUGAGACGGGCAACCAUUAGACAAAAGAAAGGCAAUGCUACUCAGAUUCGUAAGAGGUUUAGUAGUAUCAUUCCCAGUCUGGCAGUACAAGAAGACUCAACAGAACCUAAAACAAGUGAACCAAUAAAAAACCUUCCUAAGCCACUGCCUCGGCAACAAAGAUUGUCAGGGGAUGAUGAGCAGAAAUAUUCUGUACCUGAACAGACGAACAAUAAGUCUUCCAUGGAAAAAUUAAUUGAGGAAGAAGAUAAACCUUCUGAAAAGGAAAAUAAUUACAAACCCUCAGAAUCAGUUAAAAUCAGAGAGAAACGAGUCCCAGGACACAAACCCACAGAUACCUCCAGCAGCCUCUGUCGCAGACACUCCAAGCUCUUUAACGCCUCCAGUCUCCUGUACCAAGAAUACAGCGAUGUGGCACUCAACAAGGAAAUCCAAAGGUACAACUCUCAGGACUCUCCUUCAGAAGAGAAGGACCCUGGCUCCCCAAGGUUGCGCAGGAGACUGAUGUCUUCCCAGGAUUCUUACCUGCAGCGCCUGUCAAUCUCCUCUGCAGACUCCUUGUGGCAGGACAUUCCGGCAAUACGGAGCAGCUCAACCUUUCUCUCAAUGUCCCGAGAGAAGCAGAAACUGCAGGAGGCUAAAUUUGAGCUCAUCAUGUCUGAAGCACUGUAUCUGCGCAGCUUAAACAUUGCGGUGGACCAUUUUCAGCACAACCCUGAGCUUCAUGACGUCCUCAGUGCCCAGGAACGACAGUGGCUCUUCUCCCGUUUGUCUGAGGUGCGGGAUGCCAGUUCUGACUUCCUGUUUGACCUGGAGGAGGAGUUUGAAACCGACAUCUACAGCUUCCAGGUGUGUAACCAGGUCCUCAUUCAUGAGCUGAACUUCCGCAGAGUCUACCUGCCCUACGUGACCAACCAAUCCUAUCAGGAACGGACUUUCCAAAGACUGCUUAGUAACAACCCCAGGUUUCAGCAAGUCUUGGAUAAACUAGAAAGUGACCCUGUGUGCCAGAGACUCAGCCUCAAAUCUUUCCUAAUACUCCCGUUUCAAAGGAUAACACGUCUCCGGCUGUUGUUGCAGAACAUUCUAAAGCGCAGUACCCCUGGAUCCAGCGAGGAGUCUGAAGCUACGGCAGCCCAUAAUGCUCUGGAGAAGCUCAUUAGAGACUGUAAUGAGAGUGUCCAGAGAAUGAAGGACACAGAGGAACUAAUACUUCUGAACCAGAGGAUCCAGUUUGAAUGUAAGAUAUUCCCACUCAUCUCACAGUCUCGCCGGCUGGUUAAACAUGGUGAGGUCUCUUCUCUUGAAUUCAGUAACUCUCUAACCUUCAAAUGGAAGAUCACAACUCGCCCCGUCUAUUUACAUCUCUUCAAUGACUGUCUCCUGCUGUCUCGAAUGAGAGAGGGUGGUCGUUUUGUGGUGUUUGACUACGCGCGCUCAUCUGAUGUCCGGGUGGAGAGGUGCGAGUUGAAGAUACACGGCCCACAGAAAAACAAUUUUCGCGUAUUCCUAAAAGACGGCGCUGCAGGAGCACGUGAGACAGGUGGAAGAGAGAAUGCUCAGGAUGGACGAGAGACAGAGUACAUCUUCCGUACAGAGACACAGAGUCAGAAACUGCGUUGGAUCUUGGCUCUUUCAACUCCAGUGAAGGAGACAGACUUACAGAAGUAUCAUGACCUACGCCAGGUGCAGUGCUUGAAGUCUUAUAAAUCACGUGAAAACGAUGAGCUGUCACUAGACAAAGCUGACAUUGUGAUGGUGACGCAGAAAAGUGAGGAUGGGUGGAUGCAUGGUAUGCGUCUGUCGGACUUGCAGUCUGGGUGGUUCCCACAGGUUCAUGUGCAGGCCAUUAGCCGAAAUGCCUGUCUACGAAACCUAGAAGAAGAGCAGAGGUUACGUACACUUCGGGCCAAACUUCAUCCAUCUGGUGCCAAGUAACAAGGAACCAACGUUGUAUAGAACAAUGUACAUCUCUGCUUAUAACAUUCUCUUGCUCGAUCAUAGGUGGCAGCUGCUUGACCAUGUCUGCCCAACCAUUCUGUUGCUGUAGAAGGUGUGCCUAUGCAUUCUGUUGCUAUAGAAGGUGUGCCUAUGCAUUCUGUUGCUAUAGAAGGUGUGCCUAUGCAUUCUGUUGCUAUAGAAGGUGUGCCUGACCACUCUGUUGCUAUAGAAGGUGUGCCUGACCACUCUGUUGCUAUAGAAGAAGGUGUGCCUGACCACUCUGUUGCUAUAGAAGAAGGUGUGCCUGACCACUCUGUUGCUAUAGAAGAAGGUGUGCCUGACCACUCUGUUGCUAUAGAAGAAGGUGUGCCUGACCACUCUGUUGCUAUAGAAGAAGGUGUGCCUGACCACUCUGUUGCUAUAGAAGAAGGUGUGCCUGACCACUCUGUUGCUAUAGGUGUGCCUGACCACUCUGUUGCUAUAGAAGGUGUGCCUGACCACUCUGUUGCUAUAGAAGGUGUGCCUGACCACUCUGUUGCUAUAGAAGGUGUGCCUGACCACUCUGUUGCUAUAGAAGGUGUGCCUGACCACUCUGUUGCUAUAGAAGGUGUGCCUGACCACUCUGUUGCUAUAGAAGGUGUGCCUGACCACUCUGUUGCUAUAGAAGGUGUGCCUGACCACUCUGUUGCUAUAGAAGGUGUGCCUGACCACUCUGUUCCUAUAGAAGGUGUGCCUGACCACUCUGUUCCUAUAGAAGGUGUGCCCGACCAGCCCGACCAUUCUGUUUCUAUAGAAGGUGUGCCCGACCACUCUGUUGCUAUAGAAGGUGUGCCCGACCACUCUGUUGCUAUAGAAGGUGUGCCUGUGCACUCGGUUGAUAUAUGUGUGCCUGACUAAUCUGCUGAUUAAUGAUAUACCUGCAUAUCUUUCUGCUGCUAGAUAAUUCUGUGAUGCAUAACCAAGGUUACCAGUUCUGUUACUUGACAAUAUGACUGACCAUCUCCUCUUAAGAAUAUAUGGCUAGCUUUUGUUCUGACCCAAUCUGUUGCUGACCCUUUGCUGCCACACUUACAGUUGGUUCUGCACUAAACGGCUACAACUUGAGGGUUUAUUUAAGACCAUGUAUUAUCACACUGUACAUUUGCUGCUAUGCCUUAUAAUCAUCUCAAUUUAUAUUUUUUUUUUCUGGCCCAGAUAAACAGAGUUGUAUUUAUAUUUUUAAUAAAAUAGAUAUUAUAGAUAA